CCGACUUCAUCCCGCCUCUCUUAAAACCGCAAUCUAGUGUGCGUUCGACGCCAAAGUUCCUUUACGAAAAGACACUUCCUCUGACACAAGAGUUUUGCAGGAAUCACCACACAAACAACCAAUUAAACAACGAUGGCCAUCGCUCCGAUCGUUGGAAGACUUCGUAAAGGUCUUAUUAUCGACCUCUCGGUCUCGCUAGGCCUUGGAACCGCGGCUGGAUGCCUCUUUUGGUACGGUUACCAUACCCCAUCUAUCCGCCACCGUGAUGCAUACUAUGCCAAGUUGGAGCAAGAGCGAAUCAAGAAUUCCCAGUGAGAAGGCGUCAGGUAUGGCGUUGGAUCGGUGAAUGAAUGCCACCUUGGGCAGACAGGCUUCAGAAUAGAGUGAGGUUGCAGAAAUGAAAUUGAGGGUUUGAGCCUUGAA
Tuber melanosporum (Perigord truffle) is the source of this 423-nucleotide messenger RNA. RefSeq lists its product as uncharacterized. The record is from RefSeq and is a predicted model, not a curated record. The coding region runs from base 133 to 315 and encodes 60 amino acids. The transcript is spliced from 4 exons. Gene Ontology annotation, biological process: mitochondrial electron transport, cytochrome c to oxygen. Lineage: Eukaryota; Fungi; Ascomycota; Pezizomycetes; Pezizales; Tuberaceae.